This is a messenger RNA of Stegodyphus dumicola, 1609 nucleotides long. RefSeq names its product ankyrin repeat domain-containing protein 16-like. The record is from RefSeq and is a predicted model, not a curated record. Gene Ontology annotation, molecular function: protein binding. Gene Ontology annotation, cellular component: cytoplasm. Lineage: Eukaryota; Metazoa; Arthropoda; Arachnida; Araneae; Eresidae.
UAGUAACGUGCAAAACGAAAUGUGUUGUCCUUACCUUUGUAAACAAAUUUUGAUUUUAGUAGUAACUACCCUAGUUGCAGAUAAUUAUUUCAAUUAUUUGAAAGAAUCAUUCAUAAAAAUUUUCGAUGAAGAUCAUACUUGAAAUUUAAUAUUAAUAUGUUCUGAGGAAUUAUGACGAAAUAAUAUAGGAAUAAAAUACUUUUUUGUAAUAUUAGAACAGUAUAAAGUAUUUUAUUAUAGGUUGUUUGGUUGUUUUUUUAAGAUUAAACAGAUUCAAAGAUUAUUUUACUAUUUUUCCAUUCCAUAUUGUUAGAUUAAUGUAUGUUCAAAUUCAAAAAGAUAAACCAUGGAUUUUAACGCAUUUAAAAACCAUUUACUUGAAGCUACGCAUACUGCUGACUAUCCUAAGUUCUUAAAAACUAUCAAGAACUACACAUCAUUUGACAACAGCUGGAGUGAAAUAUGUCAUAAAAGAAGCGGUGAUACAAUUUUGCAUCUAGCCGCUUCUUCGGGUUGCGUAGAAAUUAUGAAAUAUUGCAAAGAAACAGGCCUUAGUAGCAUUCUACAAAAGACGAAUUUUGAUGGGAAAACUCCUCUACAUAUUGCAGCAUAUUCAGGCCAUUUGCCAUGUAUUAAGUAUUUAUUAUCAGAAAAUGUUCCUGUUGAUCCUCUCAAGAGAGCAGAUUGGACUCCACUUAUGAUGGCUUGUACAAGAUCUAACAUUGAUAUUAUCAAAGAACUCUUGCAACAUGGGGCUAAUCCUCUUCUUAGAAAUAAAGAUGGUUGGACAGCUUUUCACAUAGCUUGUAGGGAUUCCACUGUUGAUGUUAUAAACUGCUUAUUAGAUAUAAACCCUUCCCUGUGGUCUACUAAAAGCAAGACUGGUCGAACUCCACUUCAUACUGCAUGUCUUCAUGGACAUCUUGAAAUAGUUAAAGUACUUUUGAAAAGAGGAUGUUAUGAAAAAGAUAUUAUGGAUACGUGUGGAAUUACUCCUUUGAUGGAUUCAGUCUCUGGAAACCAUCAUCACAUAGUUGAGUAUUUGCUUCAAGAAAAUGCAGCUUCCUUUGACAAAACUGAUUGUUUCUUACGAACUGUUCUCCACCUUGCAGCUGAAGCUGGAAAUUUAAAUUCUAUUCAAUAUUUUGUAAAACACAAAAACAUGCAUGUUAAUUGCCAAACACUGGAUGGUCUCACUCCUCUUCAUUAUGCUGCUAAAGAAAAGCAGGGUGAAUGUGUAAAGUUGUUGUUGCAAUUAGGAGCUGAUUGCACUUUAAAAGAUAAAAAUGAACGUACAGCUGCAGCGUUUGGAUGUAAAGAAGAAAUUAAUGCUUUUUUUGGAAGGUACCUGACUGAUACCAACUACUGAAUCUUCUGUUUAAUAUGAUUGCAAAAUCGUAUCCAUUUACAUUCUUCUUCAUAAAAAGGAAAUACUAACCUGUUUACCAUGUUGUGGACAACGGUGAUAUCAGUUUGAAACUGUACAUUCUUGACUCAUAGGGAAAAUGUUGAUUUUUACAGAUUUACCAUCACUCAUUGUUUUGUUUACAUUUAAUAAAAAGUUAUUUUUAUGUCAGUCAAGUCAAUAAAAAGUUUUAUUCCUUUUCCA